Diospyros lotus (date-plum) is the source of this 2450-nucleotide messenger RNA. Its product is annotated as transketolase, chloroplastic-like. The transcript has 7 exons. Gene Ontology annotation, cellular component: cytosol. Lineage: Eukaryota; Viridiplantae; Streptophyta; Magnoliopsida; Ericales; Ebenaceae. The record is from RefSeq and is a predicted model, not a curated record. The coding region runs from base 28 to 2241 and encodes 737 amino acids. Gene Ontology annotation, molecular function: transketolase activity. Gene Ontology annotation, biological process: pentose-phosphate shunt.
CCUCUCUCUCUCUCUCUCUCUCUCGCCAUGGCUUCUUCUUCCACCUGUUCCUCCUCUCUCUACCAGGCCCUCCUCUCUCGCUCAUCGCCCAACCAUGGCUUGGUCAAAACCCGACCCGACCACGUCGUUCUCACGGCCUUCAAGCUCCGGCCCUGCCCCUCACGCGCCGUCACAAUCCGGAAGCAAUCCGGAUCACGGCCCGCCACUGUCAGGGCGGCUGCGGUGGGGACGCUGGAAAGCGCUGACACCACCUUGGUUGAGAGGUCCGUCAACACGAUCCGAUUCCUGGCGGUCGACGCCGUCGAGAAGGCGAACUCCGGUCACCCGGGCCUGCCCAUGGGGUGCGCUCCUUUGGGUCACAUAUUGUUCGACGAGGUGAUGAGAUUCAACCCCAAGAACCCCUACUGGUUCAACCGUGACCGGUUUGUGCUCUCCGCCGGUCACGGCUGUAUGUUGCAGUACGCUCUUCUGCACCUUGCCGGGUAUGACAGUGUUCAGGAAGCAGACUUGAAAUCUUUCCGCCAAUGGGGGAGCAGAACACCUGGUCAUCCUGAGAAUUUUGAGACCCCCGGUAUUGAAGUAACAACAGGACCUCUUGGGCAGGGUAUUGCUAAUGCUGUAGGCCUGGCCCUGGCAGAGAAGCAUUUGGCUGCUCGAUUCAACAAACCCGACAAUGAGAUAGUUGAUCAUUAUACGUAUGCUAUAUUGGGGGAUGGUUGUCAAAUGGAAGGAAUUGGGAAUGAAGCUUGCUCCCUAGCUGGACAUUGGGGCCUUGGCAAGUUGAUUGCUUUCUAUGACGAUAAUCACAUAUCCAUUGAUGGUAACACAGAGAUUGCAUUCACCGAGUGUGUUGAGAAGCGCUUUGAGGGACUUGGGUGGCAUGUUAUAUGGGUGAAGAAUGGCAAUACAGGAUACGAUGACAUUCGCGCUGCCAUCAAAGAAGCCAAGUCUGUCAAAGACAAACCUACCUUAAUCAAGCUGACGACUACCAUUGGCUAUGGGUCCCCGAACAAAGCGGGCACGCACAGUGUGCACGGAAGCGCAUUGGGUUCUAAAGAAGUGGAUGCCACGAGGAAGAACCUUGGGUGGCCAUAUGAGCCAUUCCAUGUGCCGGAGGAUGUUAGGAAGCACUGGAGCCAUCAUAUCCCCGAUGGAGCUGCUCUUGAAGCAGAGUGGAAUGCCAAAUUUGAAGAGUACGAGAAGAAAUACAAAGGGGAAGCAGCUGAACUAAGAUGUAUUAUUAACGGCGAAUUGCCUGCUGGUUGGGAGAAAGCUCUUCCGACUUAUACGCCGGACAGUCCUGCUAACGCCACCCGGAAUCUCUCUCAGCAAUGUCUGAACGCGCUCGCGAAAGUUCUGCCGGGGUUUCUUGGUGGCAGCGCGGAUCUUGCUUCCUCCAACUUGACCCUGAUGAAAAUGUUUGGCGACUUCCGGAAGGACACCCCCGAGGAACGCAAUGUCCGGUUUGGCGUUAGGGAGCAUGGCAUGGGUGCCAUUUCUAAUGGCAUUGCUCUGCACAGCCCUGGAUUGAUCCCUUACUGUGCUACCUUCUUUGUCUUCACUGACUACAUGAGAGGAGCCAUUAGGCUCUCGGCUGUGUCUGGAGCGGGAGUCAUUUUCGUGAUGACCCACGACUCCAUCGGCUUGGGAGAGGAUGGACCCACUCACCAACCGAUAGAGCAUUUGUCGAGCUUCCGGGCGAUGCCCAACAUUUUGAUGCUCCGGCCGGCUGACGGGAACGAGACUGCUGGAGCAUACAGGGUUGCUGUACUCAACAGAAAGAGACCCUCAAUUCUUGCUCUGUCAAGGCAGAAGCUCCCUAACCUUCCGGGAACAUCAAUGGAGGGGGUGGAGAAAGGAGGGUACAUCAUCUCGGACGAUUCUGUAGGUAACAAGCCAGACAUUAUUCUGAUCGGAACCGGCUCAGAGUUGGAAAUUGCUGCCAAAGCCGGAGACGAGCUACGGAAGGCCGGGAAGACGGUUCGGGUCGUGUCGUUGGUUUCUUGGGAGUUGUUCGACCAACAACCCGAUGCAUACAAGGAGAGUGUUCUGCCAGCUGCUGCUUCUGCGAGGGUGAGUGUUGAGGCUGGAUCCACAUUUGGGUGGGGGAAGAUUGUUGGAGACAAGGGCAAGGCAAUUGGGAUUGACCGGUUUGGGUCCAGUGCCCCAGCGGGAAGGAUUUACAAGGAAUUUGGAAUUACUGUGGAGGCUGUGGUUGAAGCGGCCAAGGCCCUGUGUUAGGGCAUCUUCACUUCUUAGUUUCUGCUUCUGCACCUUCGAUAUAGAUAUUAGAUAGCAGCUCUCGAUCGAAAGAACGUUGAAAAUAAACUUCUGUAGCUUCGUUUUUCCUGAAUAAACGGUCACGGUCUUCUGCGGUGAAACUUUUUGCAAAGUUGAGUUUUGUUGUAAUUAAGAUUUGUGAUGUGAUGUUUUGGAUACAAAGUUUGGAA